AUGUCGGACCAGACGAAGCAGUUUGGAAAGGGCCAGAGGACUGUGCCGGCCCAGAAGGCCCAGAAAUGGUACCCCGUUGAUGACGAGUCGCAGGUCAAGAAAGUCCGCAAGGCUGUCCGUCCCGCCAAGAUCCGCGAGAGCCUUCAGCCCGGUACUGUCUUGAUCCUCCUCGCCGGUCGCUUCCGUGGAAAGCGUGUCGUUCUCCUCAAGCACCUCGAGCAGGGUGUUCUCCUCGUCACCGGUCCCUUCAAGAUCAACGGUGUUCCCCUCCGCCGUGUCAACGCCCGCUACGUGAUCGCCACUAGCACCCGCAUCGACAUCAGCGGUGUUGACGCCCAGACCGUUGAGAAGGUCUCCUCCAAGGACUACUUCACCAAGGAGAAGAAGACUGAGAAGAAGACCGAGGAGGCUUUCUUCAAGCAGGGAGAGAAGCCCCAGAAGAAGCAGGUUGCCAGCGCCCGUGCUGCUGACCAGAAGGCCAUCGACCAGUCCAUCCUGGCCGCUGUCAAGAAGGAGAACUUCCUUGGCAGCUACCUCGCCGCCAGCUUCAGCCUCCGCAACGGUGACAAGCCCCACGAGAUGAAGUGGUAG
Aspergillus saccharolyticus JOP 1030-1 is the source of this 591-nucleotide messenger RNA. Its product is annotated as 60S ribosomal protein eL6. Gene Ontology annotation, biological process: ribosomal large subunit assembly; cytoplasmic translation. Gene Ontology annotation, molecular function: structural constituent of ribosome; RNA binding. Lineage: Eukaryota; Fungi; Ascomycota; Eurotiomycetes; Eurotiales; Aspergillaceae. The record is from RefSeq and is a predicted model, not a curated record. Bases 1 to 591 code for a protein of 196 amino acids. The transcript is spliced from 3 exons. Gene Ontology annotation, cellular component: cytosolic large ribosomal subunit; ribosome.